AGUUCGCUUCAUGUGUUGAUAUAGAACAAUCCAGUCCCUGAAUACAAAAGGAAACGGGCGAAUGCCAGGAAAAGAAUGGGGAGAUUAAGGCAAAGGGUGCGGAAUUUUUGUAAAAUUCAAGGGAUGCCACAAAUGGCCCUAGUGCACCUCACAACCGAGGGAACAUUGAAGGUUGUUGGACACCAAGAUAUGGUUGAGGCUGUUGGCCGCAGCAACCUGGUUAACAUACUGAAUAUUGCGCCGGUAGCGCCCGCUACCACUCAGGAAGAGGAAAAAGUCGACCUUCGACGCAUUUCCGUGGCGGUGGACUACGCCGACGUCCGGGACGUCCACCUAUUAAGACGAGCGGUCACUCAGGUCACAAUUGACAAAGGUGCCAAGGGAUCCCGAUGUAUUUGGGGAAACGAAGGCCUUCGGCCUUUUUGGUGGCCUGAGGGUGUGCCGUUUGUGGCGCCCUCAGCAACACACACGGACGAUGGUAUGCUUUUCACACAAAUCUCCUUAUCUCAAACUUUUACUCAGGAAUGGAAAUUAUGUAAAGUCCACUUCUUUCCCAGAAUGAAAAUCGAUGUUAAUUAA
Haliotis rubra (blacklip abalone) is the source of this 579-nucleotide messenger RNA. RefSeq lists its product as uncharacterized. Bases 76 to 579 code for a protein of 167 amino acids. The transcript has 5 exons. The record is from RefSeq and is a predicted model, not a curated record. NCBI's taxonomy places the organism in Eukaryota, Metazoa, Mollusca, Gastropoda, Lepetellida, Haliotidae.